Messenger RNA from Meriones unguiculatus (Mongolian gerbil), 5897 nucleotides. RefSeq names its product potassium inwardly rectifying channel subfamily J member 13 (gene Kcnj13). Gene Ontology annotation, biological process: regulation of monoatomic ion transmembrane transport; potassium ion import across plasma membrane. Gene Ontology annotation, molecular function: inward rectifier potassium channel activity. Lineage: Eukaryota; Metazoa; Chordata; Mammalia; Rodentia; Muridae. The record is from RefSeq and is a predicted model, not a curated record. Bases 245 to 1327 code for a protein of 360 amino acids. The transcript has 3 exons. Gene Ontology annotation, cellular component: plasma membrane.
ACAUGAUCAGAGCUAAUUGGCCCCCCUGCAGACUAAGUGACCAAUCACAUCAACUUCAGCUGAAACCAGCCCUCACGACAUUAUAAACACAGGAAUGCAAGCUGCAAAGCCAGUCCAAGACGAGAACCUUCAAACUAGACUGCAGGUUAAAACUACCCGAUCAAAAAGACAAGACUUUGCUAACUUCCCCAAGACCUACCUUGGUAGGCUGACCCCACAAAAGAACUGAGAAUUACAGCCUGAGAUGGACAGCAGUAACUGUAAAGUUAAUGCUCCUCUCCUAAGUCAAAGAUACCGGAGGAUGGUCACAAAAGACGGCCACAGCACACUUCAAAUGGAUGGUGCUCAAAGAGGUCUUGUGUAUCUUCGGGAUGCGUGGGGAAUCCUAAUGGACAUGCGCUGGCGCUGGAUGAUGCUGGUCUUUUCUGCUUCUUUUGUUGUCCACUGGCUUGUCUUUGCAGUACUCUGGUAUGUUCUAGCUGAGAUGAAUGGUGAUCUGGAACUAGAUCACGAUGUCCCACCUGAAAACCACACUAUCUGUGUGAAGUACAUCACCAGUUUCACAGCUGCAUUCUCCUUCUCCCUGGAGACGCAACUUACAAUUGGUUAUGGUACCAUGUACCCCAGUGGUGACUGUCCAAGUGCAAUCGCCUUACUUGCUAUACAAAUGCUCCUAGGCCUCAUGCUAGAGGCUUUUAUCACAGGUGCCUUUGUGGCGAAGAUUGCACGGCCAAAAAAUAGAGCUUUCUCAAUUCGAUUCACUGACUUAGCAGUAGUAGCUCACAAAGAUGGCAAACCUAAUCUUAUCUUCCAAGUGGCCAACACCCGGCCCAGCCCUCUGACCAGUGUUCGGGUCUCAGCUGUACUCUAUCAGGAGAGAGAAAAUGGUGAACUCUUCCAGACCAGUGUGGACUUUCACCUUGAUGGCAUCAGUUCUGAGGAAUGUCCAUUCUUUAUCUUCCCGCUACCCUACUACCAUACCAUCACACCAUCAAGUCCUCUAGCUACCCUGCUCCAGCAUGAGAAUCCUCCACACUUUGAAUUAGUUGUGUUCCUCUCAGCAAUGCAAGAAGGCACUGGGGAAAUCUGCCAAAGGAGGACAUCCUACCUACCCUCUGAGAUCAUGUUACAUCACCGAUUUGCAUCUCUGAUGACUCGAGGUUCCAAAGGUGAGUAUCAAGUCAAGAUGGAGAAUUUUGACAAGACUGUUCCUGAGCAUCCAACUCCUGUGGUCUCUAAGAGUCCACACAGGACUGACCUAGACAUUCAUAUCAAUGGACAAAGCAUUGACAAUUUUCAGAUCGCUGAAACAGGGCUGACAGAAUAAGACUCAUCCACACCAUCCUACUUCUUAAUGUAUUAAAUAUAUCCAGCCAGUUAUGCAGCUAUUUUCCUUCAAUGUAUCUACUGUUUCCUUGUUCUCAAUGCUGAUUAUAUCAUAGUAAUCAUGUCUAUGCCCACAAAAAAUGGCUAAGCUAACUAUACACAUCCCAGAAAACAAAACAGUCUAGUUACCAACUUUAUAUCAUCGAUAAUCUGCUCUUAUCAAGGCAACUCAAUCUGAUAGGUAUCAAUACUAAGCAAAUUUGCAAAGAUGUAGCAUGAGAUCAGUAAUGAAGACAAAGUAGAGAGUGAAGGCGACCACAGCUGAACUCUUAAGAAAGCCGCCUCUUAUUUUCAUCUGUAAACUAAAGCAACAGUCUAGUUUCAAACCUAGAUUCCUGGGUGGAAAGCUGAUUUCACAAUAUUUAGCAAAAACCCUUUUAAAACUUUUAUUUUUUCAAGAGAGCAAACAUCAUUCCUUUGAUUCUUUAAGCUACAAAACUGGGGUAAGUAUUAUCUCCCCAAUUUCUCAUAGCUAGAAAUAAAAGUACAAAAGAAAAAUAACAAUAUGGAUUUAUAAACAACUCCAAAAAGCAUUUGAAUACAACACCCAAACGUGCGCGCGCGCGUGUGUGUUCAUUUAUUUGUGGUGGAACAAGUCAGGAAAGCUAUGGCCCAGACAGAACCUGCAGGGUGGUAUUUCUAGCUGAGAGAUGCAUGUUUCUACUAUUUUAAAUGUUGUUUGCAUAAUACUCAAGUAGUGAUCUAAAAGCUAAAUCACCUGUCAUCUGAGUGCUUUCACCCUGAGUAAAGUAUUAUCUUCAUACUCAAUGACAUAAAAGUCCUACAAACUACCUAAAUACAAAUGUAUAUUUAAGUUUUUAUAGAUACAAAGGCUUAAUUAAGAUAUAAUUCAACUAGGAAAAAAAAAACCUCCAAUAGAUAAAGCAAAAAAUUAGGUAACAAAAGUAUUUUCAAACCCAAAUUCCUGUUUCCAACAUCAAAUAGUUUUUUCUAUAAACACAAAAUGAGUGUUUACUCACCAGUAGGAGGCUGGACUAGAUGAUCUCUAUUAUUUCUUUCCAAGUCUAAUAUUCCAUGAAAAUUAUGCUUUCUCUGCCUGUUUUUAUUUUAUAUACACUAAGAUGAACCCUUUUUAUAUCCAACUUAAGAUACUUCUUUAAAUAAUUUUCAUUUCAAUUAAAAAACUGAGCAGUCCUCUUGCAAAACAAAAACCAAAAGAAAGAAAAUUUAUACUAUCAAGUUUCAAAGAGAUCUGCAUGCUUUCUCUUCUAUUUCCCUUAUUCGGUAUGAAAUGGGAAAAGUAAAAGAUUAACUUUCACUGAAGUGGAUGACCAGGCUCAAUCAUUUUGAAAUACAUACUAAGUAACAGUAAAUGUUACAGAAAGCAGCAAGUUGCAUUUUUCUACUCUUUGACAGAGAAUAAGAAAAUAAAGAACAACUUUGGAGUACCCUAAGACUGACUAUUAUUAAGAACACAAAACCUAUUUAUUAUAAAGUUUUUGCUGUCUAAAAAUUGCAGACAUAUACUCUUCCGUGGCAGGCAGACCAACUUCAGACUGCUGAUAAGGAGCAGAAAUUUCUAUUAACAAGAUUAACCUGACAUUUGAAAAUAAAACUGUAUCUGAGACUCCUCUGAAUGUUCCUACAUUACUUACACUGAUUUCAAGUUUAUCAAGCUUCCUGAGGAGACACUUGAAACCCAAAUCUCCCUACAGAUGCUUCAUGUUCCCCAAUUAAGUCAGAUCUUUUUAUAGUUACUAGUCAGAUAAAAUCUGACAUCUGAAAAUUAAAUAAGAUUACCUCACCACAUACCAGUAACAAUUCUUUAGUUGGUAAGGGCUAGAGAGAUGGCUCUGAGGUUAAGAGCACUGGCUCGUCUUCCAGAGGGUCCUAGGCUUGAUUACCAGCACCCGCAUGGCAGUUCACAACCAUCUCUUUAACUGCAGAUACAAAGGAGAUCCAUUGUCCUCUUCUGGCCUCCUCAGGCACUAGGCACUUAUAUGGUGUACAGACAUUCAUACAGGCAUAAUAUUCAUAUUUAUAAAAUAAAAAUAAUUUUACAGGAAAUGUAAUCCAAUAUCACUGUUCAGGGACCAGAAAAAUUCUGGGAGUGUUGUCUGCAAUUCUUUCAUUUAUUUCAAAGAAUCAUAGUUCCUAGGACUAAGUUUUCUGCAGAAAGACCAUUAUCCCCUUAGGAAUAUGAAACAUAAAUGGAAGGUAGAAGGAAAUCAUUAAGAACUAAUAUAGUCAUCAAUGAAGACCACUUAACAACCAAGUAAAAAGUUACUCUUGGAAACCAGUAACAAAGCAUGACAGUUUUAAUAAACUAAAGACAAGCAGUACCAAAAAUCUUCAGUUUAGAUUUAUGCUUGAAAAGUAUAUACUACAUCUGCCAGGAAAAAAAAAAUCUGAAACUUAAAAUACAACAACAACAAAACAGCAACAAAAACCAAUGUCUAUUUCCAAGUACUUCACACUAAAUGCAUAUUGUAUCUUGCAAUUCAACCUGAUAGCAUCUAUGUUGAUGGAUUUAAGAGUACUGUACUAUUUUUAAAUACUUCACAUGAAAAUGUACAAUGUGUCAUAGUUGGCUGAGCCUACUGAUGUCAUGAGGAUUAUUUGUUUUUAAUAAUAAUUUUCAUUGCCCUCUCAUAGAAGCAUAUACAAGCUGAUCACAGGAACUCAUCUCUCCUGUGCAGCAAUCAAUUCCUGUUGAACAGGACUUAAAAAUCUUAAGAAAGGUUCAGGUCUUUUUUUACCUAUAUAGUCUUCCACAGAUGCUCACAGGGGUAAGACAUGAUUCUUACCCAGAUACUUGUAAUCCUACAUAUUUAUCUUCACAUAUAAAGCUAACGCGUGUGCUAGGUCUUUAGGUCAGUAGCAGAGCACUUUCCCAGUCUUCACAAGACCCUGGGGUUUGAUCCCCCCGCCAUCAAAAUAAAUAAAAUGAAAAAUUUAAAGCAAAUAUAUAGUAUGACCCUUCUCUAAUUAUAAAAGUAACAAGUUGAAGCUGGGGAGAUGAUUCAGUGGGUUACUGUGUAAACACAAGGACCUGAGUUCAAAUCCUAUAAUCCAUGUAAAGAAGUAAGAAAUAUCUCUAUGUACCUGUAACCCCACAACUGGGAAUGAGGGAACAGGAUAGACAGACUUGCCGGCUAGCCAAACUAACCAAAAUCGCUUCUGGUUAAAUAAGGUAGAAAGUGACAGGGAAAUCACAAUACGCUUCUCUGGCCUCUACAUACAUUUCAAUGGGUACAGACACAGACAUGCUCACAUGCACAACUCAUAUACACACAAAAGUAAUAAUAAUUCCCAAAUUAAAAAAAAAAAAAAGCAAGUCAUUUUGGUACCUUUAAUAAUUGAGUUAUCUUAUUUUGACAUUAAAGGACAUCUCCCAAUUGAUGAAUGUAUUAGUUUGUCCCAAUUAACUUGGAAAGUGCUGUGAUUAUUACUAACAAAUUAUAAUCUACAUCACUUUCCUCAAAUGUCAAUUACUCAGAAAAACAGACCAGACUCCUCAACACUAACCUGAACUCACCCUACCAAAUCGUCCCAUUAGAUGUGUGAACGCUGUACUGUAUAUAGGCCAGUACGCGUGUGCCCCCUUUAAUCACACUGUUCUUACAUUUCACACCUAUGUUGUUACGGAUUCACCUUUUCUUUUUUGUGACUGUUGUCAAGUUGAGGAAAGGGGGACUUUUUUAGACCAGGCUAGCCUUGGACUUAAAGUGAUUUGCCAGCUUCUUUCUCCCCAGCUGCUAUAAACUCGUCAACACCACACCUACUUGGGAUCCACCUUAUCAAAGACAUACAUCUAGAAUAUAAAAUACUUUUACUGUCUAAAACAGGCUGGUUAGGAAAACUAAUCAGAUCCAAAUGAUAACUACAAAUGAUGACAAUGAAGUAAAACAAACUUUUACUCAUUCUUUCCUGCCACUAAAGUAUCAAAGUUAAAAAUCAAGUUAUACUUGGGUUGGGCGUAGUGGUACACACCUUUAGUUCCAGCACUUAGGCAUAGGCAUAUGGAUCUAGGUUUGAAACUAGCCUUUUCUGCUUAGUGAGUAUCAGGUCAGCCAGGGAAAAUAGAAAGACUCUGCCUAAAAAAAAAAAUAAAAUCAAGCUAAUCUCACCAAGAGAUCUCACUACUUCACCAAGGUACCCAACAAUUUGAGAAACUGUUAUACCAUUUUAAGAAUAUGUUUAACACCUGCCUCUGUGAACCUUCCAUUAUUCUGACUUUGAAAUUCAAGCAGGUCAUGUCUUAGUUCUUGCUCCUCUCAUCUGUAAGCCAGUAUUUGUAGGGAACCUGCAAACCUUUUUCCAAGUCUGCCCUGCCCACAGUUUCGUCUCUUAUCUGAACAAGCCAUGUCCUUGAUGCACUCACCAUCACAAGGCUUCAACUGCUGUGGCCUCUUACUACAAAGCAUGACCCUUUUAUCCGAGAUGUGACCCCAAAAGUGAGCACAAAGCUAAGGCUAUUUAAUAGCACUAAAAGUAAUGGGGGAUGGGUAUUUGCUAGAGAGAUGACUCACUUCCGACUCUUGAAGCAA